AUGUCACGUCAACUGGGCAACGUUGCGCAUGCGCAGCGGGCGGCGCGCGCAGCCUUGCCACCGCCGUACACGCCGCCCUACAACAAGUACAGAUACAUACCGCUACAUGUUGAUGAGAUUCCCGAGGCAUCUCUGUCGUCCCCUGCGGAGGAGGAGUCUUCCAGUAGGAUGCCAAUAUCGGAGUUCAUCCUGACAGCUCUGCGGACGGCGCUGGAUGUGGUCAGGAACGUCAACAAGCAACGAGCCAUCGCAGCCGCCGCCAGUGCCACCGCCCCCAACAAUAGUACCACUGCCGUUGCGGUACGACGAACUAGGACGAAGGCGAAAAACGAAACAGUUGGAACCGGUCGAGGGUUCGAAGACUAUUAUGAUGAAGACCACCACCAUUACGAAGAACCCACCACCACUCCUAAACCUAUGAAGCAGAAGGCCAGGUACACCGACCCCUGGGCUGGAUACUACGACUGGAUCAUCAACGAGGGAUCCUUCAAGUUCUGGAGUGUCUUCCAGCUGUUCACGGCGGCCCUGCUCCUGUACGCGUGUCUGUCCGCCAUCUACUACGCGAAGUUCAACCCUAUCUUACCCGACUACGACAGGGAAUACGACGACUACUUCCUCGAGCGGACCGUAGGAAGAAACGCGAGGAGUUUAGACUCUUUAGAACCACACGAAUUGCCUUCAGGACACAGUUGGAUCAACCCUAGAACUUUCCAAUUCAUACUAGAUGCCAUAUCGAAACACUACGAGGAAGAAUAGACAAGAAAUUGAAUUUUAGUACUUAUUAGUUAGGUAGUAAGUCAUAAAUUGAUACGGGGUAACGACGAUUUAAUUAGGAUAUUUUCAUAUCUUAUGGAAAAUUUAUUUGGGAUUAGGAUAGAACAAAUGAAUUCUGCAUUUGUUAGAGUCGCUGCCAUACUGAACAAAUAACGUCCUUGUUACCCUGGAUCAAAUUAUGUGAAAAUUUGACUGAAACAUGCUCAAAUAAGGGCCCUAAAAUAUCGCCCUAAACUGGAAGUAGGUAGCCCUGACUUGACGGAACUUAAUCCUAAGUUCUCAUUGAGUCGGGUCUUUGCUUCGGCUAACAUUUAUUUAUAUUUAGUUCGUAAGCUACAUUAUGCUCAAUUUUAGUUCCUAGAAACUUCGAAAUAAACUAGCAAUAUAACAAAGGAAGUUUUAUUAGUAAGUUUUGAAAGUGUUUUAUGGUCGAAGUGCACGUGCGGGGAGCGUAAAAUUGUGUUAGGUAUACAAGGGUCUAAGGGAGCCACCAUGUUCAUGUGAUGUAACACUCGCACUGCGCGAGAAUAAACGUUCAGUGAAACCUCUACGAUUUAGGACUGACGUGUACUGCCAACUUAAGGACGCACUUGAUCAAACCAAUAAAACAAAAUUCACUUAAUCAAGCAGGCAAGAUCACGGGUAGAUUAAAGCUUGUUAAAUAAUACAAAGUAUACUUUUCUAACAAUUCUCAGAGAUUGUUAUAGAUAUUUACAGCGUAAUGAAGGAAUUGUUAGAGCUCUUGUCUGCCAUAUUUCAUAACUUUAUAAUUGGUUCACAAGUGGCUGUAAACUCAACGUUAACUAAUUGACAGUGUCGUGUCUCCCAACGAAAGUGAGGAAAUGUUUCCUAUUGAAUCUUCAUGGGAGAGUCUACACAAUUUAUUAUUUAAUUUAUGUCGUCACAUAACUUUUAUGUCGGUAAUAUUUUUAUUGUUAAGUUAAAGUAAUUAUGAUCAAGUUUUUAUAAUAUUACACUUUGUAACUUCAAUGUUAUCAUCGAUUACAAAGUGCGAUGAGCCAUCGUUGCAGAAUCCUGCCGAUAUAAUACUGUAUUAUUUUUAUUGGUAUUUUUAAAGUCGUGAUCUUGCUUGCACUUGUGUGCGUGGAUGUUUACGCGGAGCGGCUGUGCGAGCAGCGUCCAGGGUUCGAUGCCCGGCCGCGACCACUCGCAGCCUAGGACAUGUACAGGAUGUCGCUAUUAUACUGCCUUUACUACGACUUUCCUUGCUUAUUGCUACUUAAAAUGUUUUGUUUUAUUACGGCUAUCUUUAAAGUGGAAAAAUGUUCAUGUUACUGAUUGUAUCUUCUAAACUUUAAACUUAAUUUGUAAGUGUUAGAAUAUUUUAGCGAAUACUUCGGUGUCUUGACUACGAAGUAUUGUUUGAGGAAUGAGAGCGGAGCACUACAAAGUCUUUGUAAAACGAUACUCUAGAAAUUAAUAAGGCAUCGAGUGCCUCUCGAACUGUAACACAAGUUUAGAUGACGCAGCGAGAUUCUCCGUAAUAAUUAACUAGCAAGUAUCUAGUAUCUAUGAGUUCACCAUCGUUCAAGUAUGCCUUUAUUGUCUACCAAGCUAAUUUAACGUAACUAGGAGUAUACGACGUAUACGUGUGUUUUUUAUUAUAUGUUGCCAUGUAUCGCGGCCUUGUCUGCAGCGCUGUGCUUUGAUAUGUUGAUGUGUACUACUCAUUGCUAUUGUUACAACAAACUGAAAUUAAUUUUAAUUAUUCGUUAUUUAUAACGAUUACAAACACAAUCGUUGUGUUAUGCAAAUAUUUGACAUCGAGCUUGAGUUUUGAUUUAGAAGUAUUGUUCGAUUUUUUUUGCUCUAAUGUUUAUAUUCUAAUGGUUGGUCUCACUUCCUCAGAAGCGCAACACCUCAAUAUACGCCAUUUGUCAUGUAAAUUCUAAGGAGUUCGACAUUGAAUGUCAGUAAAUUGUAUUGUAUAUGACAGUUGUACGAUGUUGGUCGGUGGCCCGCGUGGACAAGUGUUCGCACUUGCCAUACUGAAUCACCCGACGAUUUGCGGUUGGUUACGGCUAU
Spodoptera frugiperda (fall armyworm) is the source of this 2820-nucleotide messenger RNA. RefSeq lists its product as uncharacterized. Bases 1 to 756 code for a protein of 251 amino acids. The record is from RefSeq and is a predicted model, not a curated record. Lineage: Eukaryota; Metazoa; Arthropoda; Insecta; Lepidoptera; Noctuidae. The transcript is spliced from 4 exons.